UUAGCUAAAACAACAGUGUUGCUCUGGCAGCACAUCCUGACCUGGCAGCCGUUUUUGGAAAAUGUAAGGCAGUGUUGUAGUCAAUUGAGAAAAUGAGGUGAAAACACAAACCAUAGUGGAGGAAAUGUCUCCACUGGAAUAGUGUCUCCAGUGGACAGGAAAGGUCUCCUACUUGACAGGAAAUGUCUCCACUGGAUUAAUGUCUCUACUGGAUUAAUGUCUCUCCUUGACAGGAAAUGUCUCCACUGGAUUAAUGUCUCUACUGGAUUAAUGUCUCUACUUGACAGGAAAUGUCUCCACUGGAUUAAUGUCUGUACUGGAUUAAUGUCUCUACUUGACAGUAAAUGUCUCCAGUGACUGGAACUACCUCCACUGCAUUAAUGUCUCCACUGGAUUAAUGACUCUAAUAGACAGGAAUUGUCUCCACUGCAUUAAUGUCUCUACUGGAUUAAUGUCUCUACUGGACAGGAAUUGUCUCCACUGGAUGGUGAUAAUGGUUUCAUCCAGAAUAGCUAACGAUAAAACAACAAUAGUUUGGCAGAAGCACAUGACUUUCUUCCAGUCUGCUUGAGAGUCUUGAGAGGAGAAAGAAAAUUCAGCAGAACUGACGCAGUGAUAACAAGGAAAAGGAAACAUGAACUCGAAAAUGCAUAUAGUGAUUAGGAAAUUCAAGCCCUCAGACUUUGAAGCAGUGAAAACAAUAUUUCAAGAUGGAAUCCAGGAGCACAUUAUUCCUUCAUUCAUCUAUGCCAUUUCCCAGCCGGUCCACAUUACUCUAACUCUGUGCUUCUGCAUUGUGGGCUAUAUACUGAGUGGAGAAUCAGUUGGUCUGGCUCUGCUGGCUGGAGCAUCCUGGAUUGGACUGUUGUUGUACUGCUGCUAUGAGUUCUACGCUGGUUAUGUCAGACUGAAGCUGAGCACAGACAUGCAGGACAUUACAGGCUACUACAUUAGAAACCCAGAUAACGGCUUCUGGGUUGCGGAAGCUCAGGUCAAUGGGCGACCCCUGGUGGUGGGUAUGGUGGCUGUAGAGGCCCAAAAUCUUCCAAAUAGUGAUGGGCAAAAGUACGGACACCUUUACCGAAUGAAUGUGUCUUCUGAGUGUCGUCACACUGGUAUCGGGUCACGCCUGGGGAAAGUAGCUGUGGACUUUUGUAAAGAACGAGGGUUCUCAAAGGUUGUGCUGGAAACUAGCUCUACUCAGAGGCCAGCUGUCAUCCUUUACAAUAAGAUGGGCUUUAAACUUGUGCAAAUCCACACACAAAGUGAAGCUCCUUGGUGGAUCAUCUGGCUGAUCAGAGUUACAAUUCUGAAAAUGGAGAAAGUCUUUUAAACUUUAAUCCAUUCAUCCAUUCAUAUACACCAUAUGACCAAAGAUUUGUGGACACUUGGCCAUCACACUCAUAUGUACUUCCUGAACAUCCUAUUCCAGACUUUGCUGAAGCUGGCACCUUCAAAUAUGUUUGCAUGUUUAAAAAUGCCCCAAUAGAAAUCCUCAAAAAAUAAAAAGUUUCUCAUCAAAACGUGAUUUCAUUGCUUAUGCUAAACUUAAUUUAAACACGUUCGUUUCUAAUUAGAUUAUUUUACUUAUGUAAGGUGAGCAUGAUCAAUUCACAUUGUAUUAAUAUAAACCAAUUAUUAAAAUCUUGUGGGAAUGUUGGCUGUUACAGGUACUAUAAGUAUGGUGUUUAAAUUAACAGGGUUAAAUCAUGUGUGGUGGAAUAGUGUAGUGGUAAUGUGGAUGCUACAGAGUGCCAGCAAACUGGGUUCAAUCUUCAGUUCAGGUGCGGGCGUGGAGUUUGAUUUUAUUCUUUACAUUGAAAAUAUAUGACCAAAUCAUCUUAGAUGUACGAAACAAAUUGUGUUAAUGUAACUCAGUUCAAUAAAUUGGAAGCAAUGUGCGCAUUUAAA
Molecule: messenger RNA, 1911 nt
Organism: Ictalurus punctatus (channel catfish)
Lineage: Eukaryota; Metazoa; Chordata; Actinopteri; Siluriformes; Ictaluridae
Gene: nat8l2
Product: N-acetyltransferase 8-like 2
Exons: 4
Coding region: 635-1333 (232 amino acids)
Molecular function (GO): N-acetyltransferase activity
Source: RefSeq, a predicted model, not a curated record